ACAGUUUGGCUGCUUCACAGGAAAGGAUUGGAGAAGAUAGUGUUUCAAGUGCAAAGAACAACUUGCACAAGGGUAUAAGAAUAUGGACCCUCAGGCUAGUGGUUUAAUGUGCGUAGAUCAUGGGGUAUGAGGUAGAAGUAGAAGGACGUGAGGUAAAAGAUGCGUUGGAGCCCAAUUGUGGAUGGCCUUAGUGAGGGGUCUGAAUUUUAUUUUGUAGGUGCUAUGGAAGAGUUCACAUCACUAUUUAAGAAAAGUAACACUGAUGGAUCAACGGCAAGGUCCUGUAUCCUGUGAUAAACCAUAAUGUGUGAGUGACUGCCUCAUGUCGCGUUGAUGCUGGUCUGCCAUGCUAGCCUGUCUGCCAGGGCCAGGUGACCUGUCCUUUCAGCUUCUUUCUCACACGCAGAUGAACACUGGACUUCAGAAAUGGGACACUACACAGAAAAUGAGAACUGCUCACUAUCCUACCCCAGCCGAAUUGGACGCGUAUGCUAAGAAGGUCGCAAACAACCCACUGACUAUAAAAAUCUUCCCCAACAGUGUGAAGGUUCCCCAGCGGAAACACGUUCGUCGUACUGUGAACGGCCUCGACACAUCAGCCCAGCGCUACAGCCCCUACCCGACUCAGGCUGCCACCAAGGCAGGCCUGCUUGCCAUUGUCAAAGUGCCAGCCAAAAGCAUACUCAAGGACUUUGACGGCACCCGAGCCCGGUUGCUCCCUGAGGCCAUCAUGAACCCCCCAGUGGCGCCCUAUGCUACUGUGGCACCCAGCACUUUAGCCCACCCCCAGGCCCAGGCUCUGGCCCGCCAGCAGGCCCUGCAGCACGCACAGACCCUGGCCCAUGCCCCUCCCCAGACGCUGCAGCACCCUCAGGGUAUCCCGCCACCCCCGGCGCUGUCCCACCCUCAGAGCCUCCAGCAGCCUCAGGGCCUGGGCCACCCUCAGCCCAUGGCCCCAACCCAGGGCUUGGUCCACCCUCAGGCCCUGUCUCACCAGGGUCUCCAGCACCUCCCCACCCCCUUGCUGCACGGAGGCCGGAAGAUGCCAGACUCAGACGCCCCCCCGAAUGUGACCGUGUCUACCUCAACUAUCCCCCUUUCCAUGGCGGCCACCCUGCAGCACAGCCAGCCCCCGGACCUGAGCAGCAUCGUGCACCAGAUCAACCAGUUUUGCCAGACGAGGGCGGGCAUCAGCACUACCUCAGUGUGUGAGGGCCAGAUCGCCAACCCCAGCCCCAUUAGUCGCAGUCUGCUCAUCAAUGCAAGCACUCGGGUGUCGACCCACGGCGUCCCCACACCAAUGCCUUCCUGUGUGGUCAAUCCCAUGGAGCACACCCACGCGGCCGCAGCCGCACUGCCUGCUGCAGGCCCUGUCAACCUGCCCACGGGUAUCUCUCGAGCCCCCACUGGCUACCCUAGCGACCUCAAGCCAGUCGCCUGGAACCAGCACCAGCUGGCCCACCUACAGCAGAUGUGCAGUGAGGCCGGCGGGACGCCGGCCCCUGGCCUGACAGGCAAGCAUGCGGCAGGACGCGAGUUGGCGGGGCCUGGCUUUGUGGGCAAGGCCCCUGCCUACCCGCAGGAACUCUGCCUGGCGCAGGCUUUCCAUCUGAAGCCACCCCUGGAGAAGCCAACCCCGUCCCCACCAGUCAACGGCCUGGCAGCCCCACUGGCCUACCCCAAUGGUCACUACUUCCAGCCCCUGUGGAACAACAUUCUGCCCACUCCCAAUAGCGACAGCUCGGGGUCUCAGGACCUCGCCAUGCCGUUCCACAGUGGGCAGCCUGCGGGCGCACCCCUCGACUGCGCAGCGGCGGCGGCUGGGGCCCACUACCGGGCAGGGACCGGGGGCGGUCCGGUGGCAAGCCAGAACAGCCUGGUGCAGACAGUGGAUUACCUAAGCGGGGAUUUCCCGCAGGCCUGCUUCCGAGACCAGAGCCUGGCCAUGCUGAGCAAGGCCCACCGAGCCCCUGGCAGCCGAGCCCCCGAUCCCACAGAUAGUCGAAAUCUUCAUAUUCAGCACCCUGGGUAUAGAUAGGUAGCCCUGGUGCCCUCCACAAGCUACGCAUCAUACGUCACCCUCCUAGGUUUAGUCCUCCUUUUGAGUAAUUGGAUAGUUUCAGAGUUUCACUGCUCCAACGUGAUCAUUCUUAGAUGUGUAAGAAAGGGAGUUUAGUGGGAUCUAAUUGAGGACAGAGGGGGAUCCUCUUUGCUCUCAUCUUCCCCUCUACCAGCCCCAGCAACUUUUGGGUUUAUGUUGAGACCUCAUCCCAACUUCAGGCUUUUCUCUCCAAUGCCUGCCUAUCAGUGCAGUUCUUCCCCCCACCCCCGGCCAUUUCCCACCAGCCCCCUUUUGUCUCUUCCUGCACCUCUCACUGUUUCUCUUUGGACUGAGGUGUGGGCUAAGGGAAGGGCCCCCUAGGUCAGGUAGCUGUCAGUGCCCAGCCACCUAAGCUAGGUCUCUCCCUGUCUGUCUCUCUCUCUGGGACUAAGAAGCCAGACCUCCCAAGUGCUCUGAAAGCCAAUUCCUUGUUUACCCAAAGACCUCAAAUCAAAACUGGCCCAGUCUGCAUCUCCUCCCGCCCCUCUCCUUUCCUCAAGGCUUUUGUUUUACAUCUGCAUUGAUCCCAGAGCCACUGCACUUGUCCUUGCCACACACCUCAAGGGCAUCCUGCACACACAUGGCCAUAGCCUUGAGACCGAGGGGAAAAAAACCUGUUUGGAGUGAUACCUUGGUUCCUGACUCCCUUUCCCUGCCUAGAGAAAUGCCGAGACCACCCAGCAUACCCAAGAUCUUUCUUGCUGCUGUCUCUCUCCCAAGUCAUCUGCUGCCCUCAUCCCCCACUCCCCCCUCAAAAAAAAACGCAAAACAAAACAAGUCUUUCUUGAGGGAUUAGGUAGUAGGUAUGGGAUGAUCACAUUGGAGUUUGGAAUUAAAAACACUGAAAAAAAAAAAGUGCAUUUGGUUCUCUCUACACUGGCUAAGAAUAUUGCUCUAUGCUGUAAGUUUUAAACGUCCUGUUUCUGUAUGAAUGUAGUGUGGGUUUGAGUAGCAAUGUGUGUGAGCGGCCCCACAGGUGCAUUCACUGUCUAGUCACCUUUCGCAGCCCCUCAGUUUAAUGAAGAAGAAAACACAAAGCCUUAAGCUCUUUGAGUUCUCCUUUACCAAACGAGCGUGGUUCUAACAGCUGGAGGUGGGCCUCUCGGAAACAGCCCCUCUGCCCCUCGCCCUUUCUUCGCCUGCUCCAUGCUCCAGGUCUCAUUCCCAGGUGCCCAUUAGCUGGCUAGAAAUUUAAAACUUUUCUGUAACUUUAAACUUUUAGAUUAUGUUUUGUUGUAAUGUUUUGCACCCUUCUUUCUGUUGAAGAUGCAUAGUUGGGCUCUUUUUUUUUUUUCUUUUAAACCAAAUAAGCCCUACCCUUUCCUCUUGUCUCUGGGGAAUGUGAGCUGAUGUUCUUAUUUAAGAUUUUGGGUUUUGUUGUUUACUAUACUAUCCACUGUUCUUUAGCCAGAAAUUCUCUAGUGAUCUGAAGCAAUGUGACUGAAGACCAGUUUUUAAAUUAUGUGUUGGCAAGUUGCCUUAUAUUUAAAAAGAAAAAAAAGGAAAAAAAUGCCUGAUUGUGUUAUGCCAAAUGAUAGCAACAGGAAGUCCUAACUCAUUGUUCCCAGUGGUUUUCCUGCCGUCUGUGCACACUGGCACCUCCCUGUCCUGAGCCCCCCAGGAGCACCUGCAGCUUCUGGUGCGAUGCCUUCUCCCUGUGUGUUGGCCACCAUCUCACCCAGAGGCCCCUUCCAGUUCUCGCUUCUCUGAGUUAAAUUCUCUGAAUGAACACCAUUGUCUCCCCUUAUCCCUUGCUUGAUCUCCAAACCAGAUAUUUUUGCUGUAAUUU
Molecule: messenger RNA, 3890 nt
Organism: Physeter macrocephalus (sperm whale)
Lineage: Eukaryota; Metazoa; Chordata; Mammalia; Artiodactyla; Physeteridae
Gene: FAM222B
Product: family with sequence similarity 222 member B
Exons: 3
Coding region: 347-2038 (563 amino acids)
Source: RefSeq, a predicted model, not a curated record